This is a messenger RNA of Cajanus cajan (pigeon pea), 1296 nucleotides long. RefSeq lists its product as uncharacterized. The record is from RefSeq and is a predicted model, not a curated record. Gene Ontology annotation, molecular function: DNA binding. Gene Ontology annotation, cellular component: RNA polymerase III complex. Lineage: Eukaryota; Viridiplantae; Streptophyta; Magnoliopsida; Fabales; Fabaceae. Gene Ontology annotation, biological process: tRNA transcription by RNA polymerase III.
AAGUGUAGUGGUUGGAACCCAACGCUUUGAGAGUGAGGGCAACGGUUCGAAACCCUUUUUCGCCAAAAUAGGCGUUUUUGGGAGUUCAUCGUUUUGGUGUUGUUGUGGUUGAACUGCGAAGCCAUGGAUCCAGAUCAGGUCUCUUCAAGAACACGGAAGCUCAAGUACCCUCCCAAACCUCCGCCGAAGCCCAAACUCCGAAAGCCCAAAGCCGAAGCCAACGAUAAACAAAAGGAAGAUAGCGCACAGGCUCGAUCUCUCUUGCGUCGAUGUGAGAGUCUUGCAAGACCGGAGCCUAAAGUGGAAAGAAAAUCGAGCGCGGAAGUUGCAUUUAGUCCUGCAGUUUCAUCUCCUUCCCUCAGGACAUAUGGCACAAGCAAUGGCUCACCAUCUAAACAUUUUUCUAAUGAGCAAACUCUUUUAAUACGUUCUUCGGCUGCUACUGAGGAGGAUCAAAAUGAUUUUCGUAUGAUAGAUGUUACUGAUGAUGCCACCAAUGCAUCAGCCACCAAUGCAUCAGCCACCAGAAACAAAGGAGAGUACAAGGAACUAUGGGACUAUGACCACUCUUACUAUCCUACUACUCUUCCACUGAGGAAGCCAAAUUCUGGAGAUCCAGAAAUUCUUGAUGAGGAAGAAUUUGGGGAAGCUGCUGCUAGUGUGGAGUAUGAUGAGAAUGCUGUUAAUUCUGCUGCAGAACUCGGGCUCUUGGAGAAGAGUGAGCAACAAACGAUGCUUUUCUUUAAGUUUCCUGCUGCUCUGCCUUUGGAGAAGCAGAAUAAUAAGGGCAAAGAGAAAAUUGGUACAUCAACAGUAACGGGAGAGCCCACAAAGUCUAAGGGAAUUGCUUUGGAAGAGUUGCCAAGGGGACAUAUGGGCAAAAUGCUGGUGUACAAGAGUGGAGCAAUCAAACUAAAACUAGGAGAAACUCUAUUCGAUGUUUCUUCAGGUACAAAUUGUGUAUUUGCUCAAGAUAUUGUGGCAAUGAACGCGGCACAGAAACAGUGUUGCAAUCUUAGCAAGAUUAAUAAAAGGGUUGUUGUGGUUCCUGAUCUUGAUUCAAUUGAUCUGUAAAACAUUCGAGGCAAAUAUGGCUAUGCGCCAAAUUCAGAGAUAGAUAGUAGAGUACCUUCGGCUUAUGUGAAUAUAUGUGACUAAAAAGGCAUUGUUGAUUAGCAAGUAUAAAUUGGAUACUAGACCUACCAAUUUGACAUUAACGAAAUAUCAAGCGGAAAAUCGAAGACAUUCUUUUCUGUUAUUGAUUGGUUAGAAUAUUUGAUUCUAUUUAUGACAAAA